AUGGCUUCCUUUUCUGUCCACACUCUACCCAAUCCCGCCCCAGACCAUGACACUCUUCUGGAGUAUUCAUCGCGGCUAAAGGCCCUCAGACUUAGAAGUCUGAAAGAGGAUGCGAAGAGCUUCAUCUCAAGAUAUGACAGCGAGGUCAGCCAGUCAGAAGAAUUCUGGCUGAACAGACUUCGAGACGAUCAGGCCACCCACCUUAUACUCGUUCGCCAUGACGCACUGUCGCAGAAAUGGAACCUGUUGGAGCAUCAAUGGAUUGGAUUUGUGGUCAUUGUCGCACCAAAUCCCAAGAAUGUCGAUGAUGCAGGUCGACCGUCACCAACCGAGUGGUAUAUGGCAGCACUCUAUGUCGAGCCUGAGGUGCGUGGGCAAGGGUUGGGAAAGCGCCUUGUUCAGGCGACCAUCGAGCAUGUCAGGGACAACUCUGCGAUGGAACAUGAGGAAUCCCCAUGCCUCCUCACAAGUGUGGUACACGGCAAUGAAAAUGCUCUGGAUCUAUAUCAAAAACGCGGAUUUCGGGUCAUCGAGCCGAACAAGGAGGUUGAGAAGGAAGGAAGAAAGUAUCUUUCAACGACACUGAGGAUGGAGGUGUAG
Cladophialophora immunda is the source of this 600-nucleotide messenger RNA. RefSeq lists its product as uncharacterized. The transcript has a single exon. Gene Ontology annotation, molecular function: acyltransferase activity, transferring groups other than amino-acyl groups. Bases 1 to 600 code for a protein of 199 amino acids. The record is from RefSeq and is a predicted model, not a curated record. NCBI's taxonomy places the organism in Eukaryota, Fungi, Ascomycota, Eurotiomycetes, Chaetothyriales, Herpotrichiellaceae.